GCAUUAUCUCUCAAUAUCAUUCUUUGAUAGCCAUCGCCGUUGAGCACUGCGACCUAAUCGGUGCGCCCAAAACUCUGAGCCUCCGACCAUCUUGCAUCCUCUCCUUACUCGCGUUGCUCAAUCGCGUCCAAAGCUGGCGCCACUUGACCUGUAGAUGGCUGCAUCGGGCGUAUUGCCCGCAACCUUGCGCCUACCGGCCUCGGAAGCUCGGGGACCAGCGAGCGGUGUUGCGCGUGCGUCAUCCACCCCCGCGGUGCCCAGAAUGCGUCGCGCGGUCAUGGGCGGGCUCUGGGCCGUGUCCCGGACCUCCCUGAGGAGCUCGGGACCAGCCGCCACGUGGGGCAGUGCGCAGCUGGCUAACAAUGCCAAUGCCGCUGCCAUGGCAGCCUCACGUGGGGGCAUCGGUGCCAGCAGCGGCAGCAGCGGCCGCGGGACUCGGGGAGCGGCGGUGGGCGGCGCGGCGGCGGCAGUGGGCGCCGAGGCUGGAGCCCGCCUGGAGAGCCUGCCCUGGGCUCACACCUUUGUGAAUGAGCUGCCCGCGGACCCCAACACCACCAAUGUCGUACGUCAGGUAGAAGGGGCGCUGUUCACGCCCGUACAGCCCACGCCCCCCGACGGUGUGCCGUACACCAUCACCUACUCAGCCAAGGUGGCCCGGCUGCUGGGUCUGGACCCCACCGAGUGCGAGCGGCCCGAGUUUGCGCUGGUCAUGAGCGGCGCCGCGCCGCUGCCGGGCGCCCGGCCCUUCGCCGCCUGCUACGGCGGACACCAGUUCGGCCAGUGGGCGGGUCAGCUGGGAGACGGUCGCGCCAUCACCCUCGGCGAGGUGGUGAACCCCGCCACGGGCGGCCGCUGGGAGCUGCAACUCAAGGGCGCAGGCAAGACGCCCUACAGCCGCCGUGCCGACGGCCGCGCCGUGCUGCGCUCCAGCCUGCGCGAGUUCGUGGCCAGCGAGGCCAUGGCGGCCCUGGGUGUGCCCACCACCCGGGCCCUGAGCCUGGUGGGAACAGGUGACAAGGUGCUUCGCGACAUGUUCUACAACGGCAACGCCAAAAUGGAACAGGGUGCGGUGGUGUGCCGUGUGGCGCCGUCGUUCGUGCGCUUCGGCACCUUCCAACUGCCCGUCAGCCGCGGCGCCGGCGAGGUGGGACUGGUCAAGAUGGCGGCUGACUGGGUGAUCAAGCACCACAUGCCGCACCUGGCAGCCGAGCCGGAGCCCUACCUGGGCCUGUUGCGGGAGGCCUGCGCCCGCACCGGGCGGCUGGUGGCGCAGUGGCAGGCGCUGGGGUUCGUGCACGGCGUGUUGAACACCGACAACAUGAGCAUCCUGGGGCUCACCAUCGACUACGGCCCGUACGGCUUCCUGGAUGUGUUCGACCCGGACUGGACCCCCAACCUCACGGACGCCAGCGGUCGCAGGUACUCGUACCGCAACCAACCCGAGGCGGGGCAGUUCAACGUGGUGAUGCUGGGCAACGCCCUCCUGGCCGCAGACCUGCUGGGGCGGGAGGCGGCCACGGAGGCGCUGGUCGGGUACAGCGAGGUCCUGUCCACCACCUACAACCAGCUCAUGGCAGCCAAGCUGGGACUCAAGGAGUACGACAGGACCCUGGCGCAGGAGCUGAUGAAGAUGAUGUACACAGACGAUGCCGACUUCACCAACACCUUCAGAGCCCUGUGUGACAUCGGUAGCGGCGGCGGCAGCAGCUCGGAGGAGGGCGGCGGUGCGGCGGCGGAGGGGCCGCAGCAGCUGCCGGGGCGCCUGGCGGCGGCUCUGAAUCGCGGUCAGCCUCUGAGUGAGGAGCGGGCGGCGGCGUGGCGGCAGUGGCUGCAAGCGUACCAGGCCAGGCUCCGAGCGGACGGCACACCGGAUGCCGAGCGCCAGGCGGCACAGCGGCUGGCGUGCCCCAAGUUCAUCCCCCGCCAGCACCUGCUGCAGUGGGCCAUCGAGGCGGCGGAGCAGGGCGACUACAGCGAACUGGAGGCGCUCAUGGAGGUGCUGGAGAGGCCGUACGACGAGCAGCCCGAGGCGCCUGCCAAGUACUCGGCCCCGCCGCCGCCCGACAUGGAGGGGCGGCCGGGCGUAUGCAUGCUGUCCUGCUCGUCAUGAGGCGGAGGAGGAGGCGGUGCUGGAGCUGGGGCUGGAGCUGGGGCUGUGUGGGAAGCAGGGGAGGAACCUGCUGGGAACACACAGCUUGUCGCUGGAGCUGGGGGUGCUGGGGAAGCUGGUAAUGGGGUGCUGGGACGUGUCGGGGACUCGGAAAGCAUGCAGAGCUGGACCAUGCAGAGCCCCGGCGGUGAAUAACUGGUAGACGAGUUGUGAUGGCGGCGUGAUGCAGACCUGGCGGGGUCUGGCGGCGGGGUCUGGUGGCACCGAAUGGUGGGAGUUGUAGUGCUGAGGUCGGGCUUGGGCGCGCCACGCACGGGGAGCCCUCGCGGGUGACGAGCUGCGGACCAGCGGUAUAUGGGACAUGAAAAAGGCAAAGCAAGUGUCUAAUGUAGUUGCGGCCUGAUAAACAAAAUGGCACCCAGCCCAGGCACCGACGAUCAUGGAAAUACGUCGCCCCCACGCUGGAGACUGCGGACCAGCGGUGUGGUGGAGACGUGCAGGAGGCAGCAGGCGGUAGGGCUGGGUAGCUGGCGCGUGCGGGCCCGGCUUAGGAGUGGGCUGGCGCGUGGGUGCCGCCGCGUAUCCGGGAGCCUUCAAAUCAGGGGAGGGCCUCCCCUGCUGAACAUUACCGUAGGCAUCCCAUUACAAAACUGCCUGCGUCUUUCAGCAGGGCCUGCCGAUGUCGGGUUCUGUAACCAAGGCAUUGU
This is a messenger RNA of Chlamydomonas reinhardtii, 2817 nucleotides long. RefSeq lists its product as uncharacterized. The transcript has 18 exons. The record is from RefSeq and is a predicted model, not a curated record. Bases 278 to 2110 code for a protein of 610 amino acids. NCBI's taxonomy places the organism in Eukaryota, Viridiplantae, Chlorophyta, Chlorophyceae, Chlamydomonadales, Chlamydomonadaceae.